Molecule: messenger RNA, 4560 nt
Organism: Diorhabda sublineata
Lineage: Eukaryota; Metazoa; Arthropoda; Insecta; Coleoptera; Chrysomelidae
Product: G-protein coupled receptor dmsr-1
Exons: 5
Coding region: 166-1443 (425 amino acids)
Biological process (GO): G protein-coupled receptor signaling pathway
Cellular component (GO): membrane
Molecular function (GO): G protein-coupled peptide receptor activity
Source: RefSeq, a predicted model, not a curated record
AGUAAAUUUCCCGCAUUGCUGGAUAGAAGUUACUAUCCAGAUAUUAUCUUGAAAAUAACCUACGGUACCGUGCGUAGUUGUGCGAAAAGAAUUCUAUUCCUUACUUGCUUCAGAUUAUUUAAUCUACUAUUGGAUAACGAUUUAAAAUGAUUAACACCGUUAAGAAUGCGUUCGUGUGAAACUGAAAUGCCAGUACCACCACAUAAUCUGUCAGCCGUUAGGAUUAUCCUUCUCAAAUAUUUUCCAGCUUCAAUAAUUCUCAAUUUUUCUAACGAAGAUCUUCUGUCUAUUAUAAAUCAACGGAGAAAUAGAUCCCUUAUGACAGAUCAAACAACCGAUACGCUUGAAUUGGACUGCGGUGGAGAUACGUUAUUAAACUUAUCUACGGCAUACGCAGAGAAGUAUCAUGUUUACACAUCAAUUUUAGUUUGCAUAUUUGGAAGCGUUGCAAACAUUUUAAAUAUAAUAGUUUUGACAAGAAAGGAAAUGUCCAAUGCUCCGAUUAACCGCAUCUUAAGCGCGUUAGCUGUAGCUGAUAUGUUACUUAUGAUUGAAUAUAUUCCAUUUGCAUAUUAUUAUCACGACGAAAGAGGAAGGAAGGAUUUUUGUUAUUAUGGUGCUGUAUUUACUCUUUUCCAUAUCAAUUACAGUCAACUACUACAUACAAUAUCCGUUUGCUUAACGCUGUCAUUGGCAAUUUGGAGGUUUCUAGCUAUUGGAUAUCCGAAACAAAAUCAUCAGCUAUGCUCUAACAGCAGAUGCACAUUAGCCAUCUGCAUUUGUUACAUCUUACCCAUAUUCCUGUGUAUUCCGGCUUACUACAUUUUCGAAAUAUCAUCAAUAGUUAUAGAAGAGAACAAUGAAAAUAUUACUCUCUAUCACACUGAUCUAAAAGAAGAAGUAAAACAAGAUAAAACACUACUCAAAAUAAAUUUUUGGCUAUUUGCUGUAUUCAUCAAACUUUUACCUUGCUUCAUAUUAACCAUAAUCAGUAUCUGGUUAAUUAAAACUUUAUUUGAUGCCAAAAAGAGGAGACAAGUGUUAAGAGGUUACGAUUCAUUUCCUCUCACGGUAGAUGGUAAGGAAGUGAAAAGAAAAGGUAACAAAGCAGAAAGGAGAUCCGACAGAACAACGAAAAUGCUUGUAGCUGUAUUAUUAUUAUUUCUGAUCACAGAAUUCCCUCAAGGGAUAUUUGCUUUUUUUAUCGGUAUAAAAGGCCACGAUCUCUUUUUACAAUGUUACCAACCUUAUGGAGAGGUGAUGGACAUUAUGGCAUUAGCCAACGGCUCUAUAAACUUCAUUUUAUAUUGUUGUAUGAAUCGAAUGUUUAGAACUACAUUCAGUCAAUUAUUUAAACCAAGGAUUUUGGAUAAGUGGACAGGAAAUUCUUCUGAAGCGCAUACAACGACAGUGCCAAACGGGACAAAUACAACUACGUUGUAGAAGUUGGAAUAGAUGUAAAUAAAUUGUGAAUUCAAAUUUUAAUUGUAAUAUACUAUAUUGUAAGAGUUUUUCAGAAUGUCAAUACAUAAUUAAGACAAUCCUAAAAGUGAUUAAUGCAGUUAUUAUUUAUAUUAAUUUGGACCGUUCAAUUAGUAUUUUCAAAUAACGUUAUUAGAAAGAAAGCGACGUCCCAUGAAUUCAGAAUUCUCUUUAUAUUGUUAGUUCAAUCUUCUCAAUUUAAUCCUCUCCUCUACCCUCCAAUAUUUCUAUAUCAAACUAUUUCAUCUUUAUUCUUUUCAAAUUUCAAAUUCAGAGUACUUGAUAUCGAUAAAUGGCUUUUUCAGGUAGAUGAGAAGCAUUAUUUACUACUACCCUCCCAUUUUUCUACAUCAAACUUUCUUAUAUCUACAUCCGCCUCUUCUAUUUCUUCUUUAGUCUUUUCAAAUUUCAAAUUCAGAUUAGUUAAUAUUGAUAAAUGCCUCAGAAAUUUGUUUUAGUUUAGAACUGCGAACCAAAUACAAACCUCAUACUUCUGAAUUGUUUCCGGUAUAUGGAAGCGUUAUUUUUGAAUACCAUAUAUUAAAUUGUAAACACUUUUGGGAUUAAAUUUAAUAUAUUUUAGAACUGGUUGCGAUGAAUUGUUUAAGAAGUUUGUUUAUUGUCUGAAAUAAUUGCUGUUCGACUAGAGUGGCCGUACGGAAAUAUAACAGCAGCUAAUAUUAGAACUCACCAAUCCAAAGAGAUAUAUUUCUUUCGAAUAAUUGAAUUUCAUGUAAUUUUAUUAAUCAUUUUUUUAUUUAUUUUAAUGAUUUAACGUUGGAAGUAGUUCGGAAUACAAAAACUGCAAGGAACAAGUAAAUUAUAGAAUUGUAAAUGUGAAUAGUUUUCUGGCAAAAUCCAAAAUUGAAAGUAGAAACACAAACAUUGAGGUAAACAAUAAUAAAACGAAUUGUCAGUAAGAAACCGGAAAAGUAUUAUACUAAAUCAAAAAUAUUACUCAUACGUUAUUCAAUGAGUUGAUUGAAUCAAAUUUAAAUUUCAUUUGUGGAGCUGUAGGUAAUAUUAGUUACGAAAUCAUCGUAAUUACGUACAGUAUAACUUAUGAUGAGAUAUUCUCGUGGCAACGCGAUUGCUACUACAGAUAUUUUCAAUUGAAUGAAAGUGAAACGUUGGAUACACCCACAUUCUGAUGAUAAUAUCGGAAAACCAACCAAACCUAUGUAAAGGUUUAGAAAUGUAUCGUGUUUGCUGAAUAUUAAGUCAAUAUCAAGUCCUAUUAAGUGAAUCACGUUUAGAAUCUUUAUCUGCAAAGUGAAACAAGUAUUAAUUUUUCGAGCUAUUUUAUUCAAUUGGAUUAAAACCAAAAGUUCACUGCACAUUUCACUAUAUCGAACUACAGCAAAUUGUAUUUAUCUUACAAACCCAUAUACGUAUAUUAUAAGAAAUGAAACACCAAAGUGUACUUUUUUUAAUAUACAUUCUGAGCUUUAUAUAAUAUAUUUAUUUUAAGUGUCAUUUUGAAUGUUGUAUUUUGACGCAAGAAUUUAAGAAUUCAUACAAAAUUCCAGAUGCUAUAAAUAAAAAUUCUCGAUUAAUCAAUUCUCUGAUGCUGAAUAUAUAUUGAGUUUGUUUGCUACAGUCCCACAACAAAAAAAUUUAUAAAAAAAAAUAGUCUGUCGUUAAAUUUGAAAAUUGGAGUUGGUGGGAUAGGAUUGGGUUGGUUUUGACGGAGAAGGUUCGAAAACCAGUGAAAUAUUUUAUUUAUAUUCUUCAUAGUAUUUUCAAUCUCAUUAGGAUAUUCCUUAGAAAAUUCAAAAAAUUAAUUAACAUAUAAUUAAAAUUUAAUUUCAUGAUUAUUCAAAGUUCAAGACUAAUUUGAUUAUUUUUCAUUUCAUCAUCCUUCGUUUAAUUCAUUAAUCCAGUACUAAUAACCGAACUGGAAAUCAACUAAUUCAAUUAUUGGUAAAAGUGCAAAUUUCUGAUAUCUGGAACUUCGAUAAAUGGUUUCUACUACUUCAAAAACGCUAAACCAACGUCUUUUAUUAGGAUCCUAAGCCGGGCAGAUACGGAAUUAUAACCAUAAAUAUUUUAGUUGAUUAAUAAGAAAAACUUUUUUUUGAAGAUGUACUAUACACGUUACAGUGUCAAUGAAGCUCGGCAACAAUUAUAAAAACAGUUAUUCAAUCUGGCUCAGUAGAUAUUUGCUAUAUGCAAUUCUUGUUGGUUCACAAUAUACUCCCUGUUUUAAUUGGGUAUUCUCCAUACAAGUGUCCAAUGUUUGAAACCACACGAAUAUAAAGUAAUGAAGAAGUUUUUGGGAAAGAAAAAUUCAUCGGAAUGGUUUUUUGUGAAGCUAUUUUAAAUUGAGUUCACAAAGAUAGAAAUUUUAGUGAAAAUAUUUGUUUGAUGGAGGUACAUAAAUCAACAUAAAUUUCCAUAAUUGGCACCAAAAAACGAGCAUUUAAGAAUUAAGAAUCGUUUCCACGUUGUGCAAUUGCUUUAGUUUGAAUUGGAAUAUUUGGUCGAAUUAUCAUUUAGAAUUAUCAGAAAAUAAGUGAAUUGGAAAUAUUGCUCGCAAGAAUUUUAUUUGGUUUUAGCACUAUGGAUAUCCGGCUCAUUCAUCCAACGCAAUUGAAUGACAGUAAAAUAAUAUUUUUGAGAAUUGUUAGAUAGUAGAUAGUACACCAGUUCAUUGACCAGCUCAAUCACCAGAUUUCACAUAAACUGAUUUUUUAGUAGCAUAUUUGAAAUCUAAAAUUUAUAAACUUAUACACCUUGGUGUUGUUUAUUCCUAGCUCUGCACUCUAAUAUAACCACAACUUUCAAAUACAUCAAUGACAAACCGUUUUUCAUUUUCUUAAUUUUCAAACUGAAUUUCUAUUAAAUAUUACAAAUUUCAAAACAAUAAUAAGUAAAUAGGAAUUAGAGAAUAUUUUUGGUUUUGUAUUCGAUUAGAAAAAAAGCUAUAAUUGCUUUAAAAUAAUUAAAUACAUUUUGGAGUUGUUUGAUUUGGACAUGUUUAAAAUACUGAAACAGAUCAUACCAUAUUUUUUGCCACUGCUGUUUUAUCUUCGCAUGACCACUUUGUAUGUUUACUAAAAUAAAAAAAAUACUAAA